UCUCGGGAUGAAAAGGGGCGUUUUGGCGGGCAGUUGUGACGUCAUUACCUCUUGUUUGGUGUUUCGGCAACUCUGUAGCGAAUAGGGUUUGUGUUUGACCGAAGAGCUGUGAGGGGCCGGUCAGUCACGGAGCCCUAGACACUGCGCCGGGCCCCCUAAAGCUGGAACGCGGGGGCUCGUGACCUGCCCCCACAGCAACGGUAAAACGGAAGUCCUGCAGUCUGAGCCCGGUGUCCUGGCGGAAGCGGCAUUCUCUCAGCAGUGGCCGGGAGCCAGCCCCGGAGCCGCCCGGAGCAUCCCGACUUGGUGUUGAUGUUGAAUAGGCCUCAUUAGCAUAUUAAAAUGGCUCUACCCAAAGACGCCAUCCCUUCCCUGUCGGAAUGCCGGUGCCAGAUCUGUGUGGAAAUCCUAAUCGAGCCCGUUACCCUUCCUUGUAACCACACGCUCUGUAAUCCGUGCUUCCAGUCGACUGUCGAAAAGGCAAGUUUGUGCUGUCCCUUCUGUCGCCGCCGGGUCUCUUCGUGGACUCGGUACCAUACCAGAAUAAAUUCUCUUAUCAAUAUGGAACUAUGGGAAAUAAUUCAGAAACACUAUCCAAAGGAAUGCAAGCUUAGAGUCUCAGGGCAAGGAUCGGAAGAAAUCGUUGAUGAUUAUCAGCCCAUUCAUCUGUUAAGUAAACCUGGAGAAUUAAGAAGAGAAUAUGAAGAAGAGAUAAGCAAGGUGGAAGCAGAGCGACGAGCCAGUGAGGAAGAAGAAAACAAAGCCAGUGAAGAAUAUAUACAGAGAUUAUUGGCAGAGGAGGAAGAAGAGGAAAAAAAGCAGGCAGAAAAAAGGCGAAGUGAAGUGGAAGAACAAUUAAAAAAUGAUGAAGAACUGGCAAGAAAACUAAGCAUUAAUAUUAAUAAUUUGUUUGAGGGAAGUACCUUGGCUUCGCCUUUGACUUCCAGAAAAUCUGAUCCACUCACAAGCAAGUCACAAAAGAAAAAUAAGAACAAACAAAGAAACAUGGGAGAUAUUCAGAAGUAUUUGUCACCUAAAUCUCUAUUUGGAUCAGCAUCACAGUCUGAAAUUGUACAAGAAGUCAGGAGAAACUCCAUAUCUGAGGAAAUUGACAGUAGUGAUAUGAAGAGCCCUAAACAGCAAGAUACAGAAAUUGAAAAAAACAUGCCAACACUUUCUCCUCAAAUAUGCCUUGAAAUUCAAGAACAAGGUGCAAAGUCUUCAGUAGAGUCACCUAUGCCAUGGUUAUGUGUCUAUGAUGCAGAACAGUGCCUUGAAGGAAAAGCCAAAACACGAUCCAACAAUCAUGAUCAAGAGUUAUGUGUCAUAAACUAUGAAGGACCUAAAACCAAAGUUCCCCACUCUAAAGAAGCUAUAAUUAAGUCUUGUGGCAAGGCAGAGAAUGGGUGUACUUCCUCAGAUAAAACACAAGUAAUUGGAGACAACCCAGUUGAGACAGAAAAUGAAGAGUCUAGCCAACUGAUCAGUAAAGGUAUUUCAAAAAGAAAAAGCCAAGAAUCUUCACUUGAAACAGUCAGGGAUCCAUGCUUCUCUUUAAAACGGAAGAAAAUGUUCUCAUUAUCUUCUUCAGAUCAAGAGGAAACAGAAAUGAAUUUUACCCAAAAACUGAUAGAUUUGGAGCAUUUACUUUUUGAGAGACAUAAACAAGAAGAACAGGACCGGUUAUUAGCAUUACAACUACAGAAAGAGGUGGAUAAAGAACUAAUGAAGCCAAACCGGCAAAAAGGAUCCCCAGAUGAGUACCAGUUACGUGCUACAUCCUCACCUCCAGAUAACUUAUUCAGUGAGAAGAAUUACAAAGAUAGGAACUUCAAAAGGCAGACUGAUGUAGAACAUCCUAAACCUCGGAGAGGCUCAAGAGAUGAAAAUUGGCAACCUUCUUUUAAAAUCCAGUUGAACCGUUCAGUUAAUAGAAAAAAGAUGUCAAACUCUACUAGAGAAAGUUUUAAUAUAUCUAAAAGUACUCAUUCUCUACAGCCUAGUAAUUCACAGAAAAGUAUUUUUCAAAUGUUUCAGAGAUACACCAAAUAAUGUGGGCAGAGGGAGUAUCUUCUAGUAAAACUGGAUUAUGAAGCUCUCUUCUGUCAUAGAAUCUUUAUAAAUUUCACAUGAAUCUCUGCUUUCUGAGUAUACUUAUUAUCUUUAAAGACUGAUUACAAAGGAAGAAUAUACAAAUAUGUUUCUGUAAAACUCAGCGUUAAGCAAGGGUCCCUAUCCAUUGUUAAUAACUAAUGCGCACUAAGUUUAACAAUCCUUUUGUAUGUACAAAUGCAUUCGGGAAGCCCAAGAAGUCUUAAAGUGCCACUCUAAAAAAAUAAUAAGUUUUAUGGCCUUUGCUCAUUUACUGUCAUGAAUAAUCAAAACAAAGAUGAUAUCAAAUAGUUAAGGAGUCCUCGUAGGAUUUAGAGACUAGAUUUUCUUUCUUACUUUUCCUUAUGUUUACACAGCACUUGAAAUGUAUCUACCAUAACACUUGAGUAGUUAAUUUCCAUCACUAAUUAAAUUUUAAACAUCAUAGCAUUUUCUUUGACUUAAAAUAGAUUAGGACAAUGUUAAAUCAGAGUUUUCUAGUAAAUUAAAAUUCAGUUGACAGAAAGGAAAGCCAGAUUUUUUAUGCAUAAAGAAAGAGUUAGGGGCUGGGGAGAUAGCUCAGAUGAUAGAGUGCUUGCCUUGCAAGCACAGGGCCCUGGGUUUGAUCCCCAGCACCGCAAAAAAAAAGUGGGAUGAAUUGGCAAUUUAGGAGCAUUCUGGACCCGGUUUCUAAUAGUUGAUGUUAUUUGGCAUAACGUUCUCCCUUGUCUUUCUUUGCUAUAAAUGACACACAAAAAAUUUGGGGUUUAUACCUUUUCACACCAUAGUUUUCACUGUCAUAAUCCAAAUUAGUUUUCUGAAUUUUUAGAAAUUCGUACUUCUCUUAAUCUGCUAUUUCCUGAAAAAAUGGAAAUUUGCUAUAGAAGAGUCACAUCACAGUAUCUUGUUUUGGAAUCUGAAACAACCAUGAGUUUUAUUUCCUUAUGCUAUCAUUUGUGCUGAUACUUUUCUUUGUACUUGUGGACAGUGAGAAUGUAUGUAGGUUUUGCUCUUACCCCUGAAAGUUAAAUCAGAAGCAGUGAUUUCAUUCGUGAAACUUUAGAGAUUACUACUUUUAAUUCUGCUGCUAAUUUAAAAUUCUAGUUUUUUCUUUCUCAAAGUAAUGAUCGUGGUGAGAUGAGGUAUAGUCAGAAACUAACCAAAUUUGUCCAAAACAAACUAAAAUCUGCCUUAACAUCAAACCAGUAUUUUUCUAAGAGCAAUUCACUUAGUAUUUUAGCAUAGACAUUGUUGGCACUCCUUGAAUUAAAAGUUAGCCAAAGCUUCCUGAAAUGUUCUAUGACCAAAAGGGAAAGAAAUAAUAAAUAGCCCGUGGUGUGAUAUAUCUAGGAUUUAUUUAUUUAACCACUUAUUCAUCUGUGAAGAAGUCUUCCUGACUAGAGUUGGCUUUAAGAUAAAUUUUAAUUUCUCUAUUAGUCUUUCUGCUCUUCCUACCAUGUAUGCAUUUUUAUUAGAAGUUAGUAAAUAUUUUGUGCCAGUCAUUAGAAUGUAAUGCUGUUUUUUCCUCAUUUUUGUGGGAUAUGAGUACGUUUAAUUUCUUAGUACUAAAGCUGUACAGAUGUCAUGAAUCCGAAAAUUAAAAGAAUUAUUAAAAAUUAAAAUGGAUAGUUACAUAUUUCACUACUCAAAUAGAAAUUGGCUAUAAAAAGUAUAAGUUCUGCAUAAUGAAACUAUCAUAAAGCCAGAUGUGGUGAACAUGACUGUAAUCCCAGCAACUUUGGAGGCUGAGGCAGGAGGAUAAGAAGUUUGAGGUCAACCUCAGUAACUUAGUGAGACCUAGUCUCAAAAGAAGAAAUAAAAAGGGCUGGGGAUGUAGCUCAGUCUUCCUUAAGUGCCCCUGGAUUCAAUCUCUGGUACCAUAAAGAAAGAAAGAAAGAAAGAAAUCUACCGUAAAAGACAUGGCAAACUGGGGGAAGAAAUGGUUACAAUUCAUCACAGAGCUAAUUUCACGUAUAUAUAUAUAGUAUAUCAAUUCAUUAAGGUGUAGCUCAGUGGUAGAGCGAGCACUUGCCCAGCAUGUGAAAGGGUACAUAACAUCACUUAUGUCUUUGCACUCUUCAGUUAGUAAAGACGAAGUAUUUGUUGUUUUCUCAUUUUUGUGUAUGUAUGUGGUGUUUUUAAUUUUGGCAAGAAUGGGGGAAAUGAGCAUUUUUAUGCAUUGCUUGGUAUGAAUAGAUCAUUGAAAAUCCCUAUGGAGGUAAACUUAGCAGUUCUACAUCUCAGGUUUUCUUAAGGCUGUUCUCAUAUGUAUACUGAAUGACACGCACAAAUUUUUUUUAAUUCCAUUGCUUGUAAUAAUAAGCUUAGAAACAACUUUAGUGUCCAUAAUAGAUACUCAAUAAAUGAUGGUACAAUGGAAUACUGUAUAGCAGUUUAAAAAACCUUAUAUAUGAAAAGAAUAAGAGUUAAAAAAUAAAAGACGUAUGCAAUCCUUUGUCUAAAGAAGGGAAACUAUUUUGUAUGUAUUUGGUUUAUACCUGUAAUCCAGCAGCUCCAGAGACUGAAGCUGGGAGAUCCCAAGUUCAAAGCCAUCCUCAGCAACUUAGCGACGCCCUGUCUCAAAUAAAUAAGGGCUGGGAUGUGCCUUAGUGGUUAUUGAAUCAUUGACUAUUUCAUCUAGUCAAAAAACUAAUAAAUGUUCUUAAAAUAUUGCAAGAUAAGCCGGGUUCAGUAGUACACACCUAUAAUCUCAGUGGCUCAAGAGGCUGAGGCAGGAGGAUCGAGUUCAAAGCCAGUCUCAGCAAAAGUGAGGUGCUAAGCAACCCAGUGAGACCCUAUCUCUAAAUAAAAUAGGGCUGGGGUUGUGGUUAAGUGCCCCUGAGUUCAAACCUCUGUACCCCACCUCCAAAAUAUUGCAAAAUAAAGGAAGCUUAUAAAUCAGCCUGAACUACUUAGGUGACCCUUUUGCCUGUUUUAAGAAUUAUUAUAAAUCAGGAAAGUUUUAUUCAGUGUGAAAAGAAAAUAGCAUUGAAGCUGAUUUCAUUUUUAUGCUUUAAUGUGGAGUUUUUAAAUUAUUCAAAAGCAGAGUUAAUGCUUUCCAGGUAGGAUUUUAGCAGACCCACAAUUCUGAUGUGAAUGAAAGAAACCAAAUAAAAGUGUAAAAUUGUCUAUUUUAAAAGCAUUAGUGAGCUACUGAAAAUGAAGACAAAGGGGCUAAAACUAGAGAAAGGGGAGCUUAAGAGAUAAAUUGAUAAUUUGCAACCACCUUUUCCCUCCUAGCAAGAUCCUAUUCUAAGUAUAAGACAAGAAUCAGGCCUGCUGCUAAAGAACAGAGACUGAUAGCUCUUGGCCAGCCCCUGAGACUGGAGUAACUUGGAGAUUUGAGGGUCGUUGACUAUGUGACUGGUUUUCCCAUCAAGAAAACCACAGAAAACUGCUGGGCAGAAGCUAAAAGCUAGACUGAAAACCAGGUUCAUGGUGCUGAUAAGACAAAAGAUGAGAUUGCCAUGGAAGGAACCCUACUGAAUACAAGAGUUUCUCAAUUGAAAGCCCUGUAACAGUCUGCAGACCAUCCCAAUGGCCAAAUCUGACAUGCUAUUUAUAAGGCUAUGAACCAAGAAUGGCUAUAAAUAGAUUUUAAAUUGUGUACUUCAUUGGUCUACAAACAUUUAGUCUAUAAGGAAUUGAAGACAGAACUGGUAAUUCCUAUGUGAGUUUGUAGACUAUGAAAACAAGAGCAUGUAAAGCAAGAGGGAAGAAAACAAAAUUCCCUUAUCAACUUGGUUUCUACCUGUAUGACCUUGGGGCAGCUGUAAUACAAAGCUGCUCUCCCUGCCCUUUCCGUUGCAGCCAUUUUCCCCGCCUCCCAACUACUGUCAGUCGGUGAACAUCCUAGCUAGCUA
This is a messenger RNA of Sciurus carolinensis (gray squirrel), 5954 nucleotides long. RefSeq names its product ring finger protein 168 (gene Rnf168). Gene Ontology annotation, cellular component: nucleus; site of double-strand break. The record is from RefSeq and is a predicted model, not a curated record. Gene Ontology annotation, biological process: double-strand break repair; protein ubiquitination. Gene Ontology annotation, molecular function: metal ion binding; ubiquitin-protein transferase activity; nucleosome binding. Lineage: Eukaryota; Metazoa; Chordata; Mammalia; Rodentia; Sciuridae.